GCGGCAGUGGCGGCGGCUGGAGCGGCGGCCGCGGCAGCAGGACUGGGGGCGGCGGCUGCUGCAGCCCGGAGCCCCAUGGUGCGGGGCCGCGGCCAGGCCGCAGAAGGAGCCCGAAGCCUGGGCCGCCCCCGCUGACCGCGCGGGCCCGCUCUGCCCGGAGCCGCCGCCGCCCGUCGGGCCCCGCCGGGGCGCGGGCCGGCCCGCCAUGGGGUCCCUGUUCCGGAGCGAGAGCAUGUGCCUGGCGCAGCUCUUCCUGCAGUCGGGCACGGCCUACGAGUGCCUGAGCGCCCUGGGCGAGAAGGGCCUGGUCCAGUUCCGAGACCUCAACCAGAAUGUAAGUUCUUUCCAAAGGAAAUUCGUUGGCGAGGUGAAGAGGUGUGAGGAGCUGGAGCGGAUACUGGCGUACCUCGUCCAGGAGAUCCACAGGGCCGACAUUCCCCUUCCGGAGGGAGAGGCCAGCCCUCCGGCUCCGCCUCUUAAGCAGGUCCUAGAAAUGCAGGAGCAGCUGCAGAAGCUCGAGGUGGAGCUGCGGGAGGUCACGAAGAACAAGGAGAAGCUGAGGAAGAACUUGCUGGAGCUGAUCGAGUACACGCACAUGCUGAGGGUGACCAAGACCUUCGUGAGACGCAACGUGGAGUUUGAACCCACUUACGAGGAGUUCCCCCCCUUGGACAGCGACUCCUUGUUGGACUACAGCUCUAUGCAGAGGCUGGGAGCGAAGCUGGGCUUCGUGUCCGGCCUGAUCAGCCAAGGGAAAGUGGAGGCGUUCGAAAGGAUGCUGUGGAGGGCCUGCAAGGGGUACACCAUCGUGACCUGCGCGGAGUUGGACGAGCCCCUCGAGGACCCCGAGACGGGAGAAGUCACGAAGUGGCACGUGUUCCUGAUUUCCUUCUGGGGAGAGCAGAUCGGCCACAAGGUCAAGAAGAUAUGUGACUGCUACCACUGCCACGUGUACCCCUACCCGAGCACGGCCGCGGAGCGCCAGGAGAUCCAGGAGGGGCUGAGCACCCGCAUCCAGGACCUCUACACCGUGCUCCACAAGACCGAGGACUACCUAAGGCAAGUGCUGUGCAAGGCCGCCGAGUCGGUCUACCCCCGCGCCAUCCAGGUGAAGAAGAUGAAGGCCAUCUACCACAUGCUGAACAUGUGCAGCUUCGACGUGACCAACAAGUGCCUCAUCGCCGAGGUCUGGUGUCCCGAGGCCGACCUGCAGGGCCUGCGCCGGGCGCUCGAGGACGGGUCGAGAGAGAGUGGUGCCGCGAUCCCCUCGUUCAUGAACACCAUCCCGACGAGGGAGACGCCGCCCACGCUGAUCCGCACCAACAAGUUCACCGAGGGCUUCCAGAACAUCGUGGACGCCUACGGCGUGGGCAGCUACCGGGAGGUGAACCCAGCGCUCUUCACCAUCGUCACGUUCCCCUUCCUCUUCGCCGUGAUGUUCGGGGACUUCGGGCACGGCUUCGUGAUGUUCCUGUUCGCCCUCCUGCUGGUGCUGAACGAGGACCACCCGCGGCUGACGCAGUCCCAGGAGAUCACACGCAUGUUUUUCAACGGCCGCUACAUCCUCCUGCUGAUGGGGCUGUUCUCCGUGUACACGGGCCUCAUCUACAACGACUGCUUCUCCAAGUCCGUCAACCUCUUCGGCUCCGGCUGGAACGUGUCCGCCAUGUACAGCGCCGGCCACACGGCCGCCGAGCGCGGCAGGAUGGCGCUCUGGAACGACAGCGUGGUCAAGCACAGCCGGGUCUUGCAGUUGGACCCCAGCGUCCCCGGCGUGUUCCAAGGCCCUUACCCCCUCGGCAUCGACCCCAUCUGGAACUUGGCCACGAAUCGCCUCACUUUCCUGAACUCGUUCAAGAUGAAAAUGUCUGUGAUUUUAGGGAUUAUCCACAUGACCUUUGGAGUCGUCCUGGGAAUAUUUAACCACUUGCACUUCAGGAAGAAGUUCAACAUCUACUUGGUCUCCAUCCCAGAGCUGCUCUUCCUGCUCUGCAUCUUUGGGUACCUCAUCUUCAUGAUCUUCUACAAGUGGCUGGCCUACUCCGCGGAGACCUCCAGGGCCGCCCCCAGCAUCCUGAUUGAGUUCAUCAACAUGUUCCUGUUCCCGGGAAGUGCGACGAGCGGGCUGUACUCGGGCCAGGAGCACGUCCAGAGGCUGCUGCUGGCCAUCACCGCGCUGUCCGUGCCGGUCCUCUUCUUGGGGAAGCCCCUGUUCCUGUUCUGGCUGCACAACGGGCGCAGCUGCUUCGGGGUCAGCAGGGGCGGCUACACGCUCGUGCGGAAGGACAGCGAGGAGGAGGUGUCCCUGCUGGGAAGCCAGGACGUGGAGGAGGGCGGCGGCCGGCUGGAUGACGGGUGCAGGGCCGUGACUGGCGAGGAGUUCAAUUUCGGGGAGAUACUGAUGACGCAGGCGAUCCACUCCAUCGAGUACUGCCUGGGCUGCAUCUCCAACACCGCGUCCUACCUGCGCCUCUGGGCCCUCAGCCUGGCUCACGCACAGCUGUCCGACGUCCUGUGGGCCAUGCUGAUGCGCGUGGGCCUCCGGGUGGACACCACCUACGGGGUCCUGCUGCUGCUGCCCGUCAUCGCGCUCUUCGCGGUUCUGACCGUCUUCAUCCUUCUGGUCAUGGAAGGGCUGUCUGCAUUCCUGCACGCCAUACGCCUGCACUGGGUAGAAUUUCAGAACAAAUUCUACGUUGGUGCAGGCAUCAAAUUCGUCCCUUUUUCGUUCAGACGCCUUUCAUGGAAGUUCAACGACGAGGGGGCGUGAUCACUUGGCCGCACCCGGCCAGCUCUCAGAGUGACAGAGAAUUAUCAUGUUGUAGAAAUUCACUUAGGUCAGAUUCACGAUGGGGAAAAUUCUGUCUUCAUUGAUUGCCUUAUGAUAUAGCCAAAUAAUUCUGUAAGAUAUACCUCUUCCUCAUGUUAAAUAUUUUGUAAAUUUGAUCAAUUUUAGAUACGUAAAUCUAUUUCAGUUUUUAUGAUGAACAAAUAUAAGUUAAUGCCAACAGUUAUGCUAAAGUUAUUUUUUAAAAUACAGACUUGGGGGAGAGAAGUCCAUGCCAAAUGGCUAACUGAAAAUGGUCUUAGAUACUUAAUUCCUUUUCACCUUAUUAAAAAAAAGAAAAAAAACAGAGUUAUUCUGUCACCUGAAGUCAGAUAAUAUUUUCCAACAGCUGAAGUUGAGUCUAGUUUUUUAAAAAUGUUAAUGACGGAUAAUCAAGACACGUUAUUCUGCUUGACUGAAAGUAUAUGAACCUUUUUUUAUUGUAUGCUGUCCAGAAUUACGAGUAGGAGAUGGUUUCUACAACUUUGUCUUGUUUUAUAAUUGGGGAAACGGGGUAACAGAACCUGCAACACGUGGUUACCCUACCUGUGUGUAUAUUUAAAGACCUCUCGCCCUGUUGUCCCUCCAUCAAACCAGUGACGAUGAUUGUGUGUGUGUUCGGAAAGAAACCGUACACGGCGCCUCGCAGCGCAGUGUGCCUGGCGGAGGCGCGGCACAGGCAGGGUCGGACGCAAGUGACCCAUGCAACUGGACCCGAAGGGGUUUAUGCUGCGUGAGGGAAGGGUAAAAAGCAGUCUUCUGUGUAUUUUUAUAACAAAAUAUACGUUAAGAUAUUUUACCACAGAGAGAUUGGAACCUACCCUUGAGCACAAUGCAUUGAUAGUUCUUUUCCUUUCAGACUAAGUCUAAAGAAAGGUCUGAUGAAGGCAUUUAGAGUUAAUUGGAACUUUAAACUAAUUGUUAAACUAAACUUUAAAGCUAAUUGUUAGCCAUUAACUUGGAGUCUUUAGUUUAAGUUCACCUGCCCCCUUGACAUUUAGUUUUACGUGAAUGUCAGUCCCGUCGAACGUUCCGAUCUGUCGUCUUGUGAAUUAUGCUCAUUUUUCAUAUUCUGUUGUAACUGAUUUUAGAUAAUUAUUUUCAAAAAGAAAUCUGCAGUAUUUCCGAGUUCUCACAUUUUCUGUGACGCGCACAAAGGCCUGUUCGCCGCCGUCCUCCCUUGCCCUGGCUGGCGGGCGAGCGUGGCGUUCUCGUCACAGGCCGACGCGAUGCUGGCGCUGGACUCAAGCGUCUCCCUUCGGCGAUCUCAAGGCCCGUGUGCUGAGGGGCGUGACCCGAACGUCACGACACAGCUGUGACUCUGACAUUAAACUUUUUAAAAUGUAGUACAGAUCCUACGCUGUUCCUCCAUGAGGUAUUACCCAGAGCCAUCUGGAAUUCCUGGGUCUUGUCCUUGACGUUAAAAUAGCAAACACAAAAGGGUCCCGAUGAAACUCCGGAAAGCGAUUCUGCUCUCCGAGUUCCCCCAGAAAGUUGGACAGUUUUGGGGGUGAGUAUGGAAUCAAAAUAAUGCCGUCCAGGAUCAAACUUGUCCCUCACGGGUGGUCAUUUUUUGAUUACUUUACUCCAAGGGUCUGUUGUAAUAAAAUGGUGGCGGAUUCACCCCAGGAAAGUCACGAUUUCUGGGGAACUACUAGCUAACGAGGAAACGCAAGACGUGCGGCACCUGCAGGCAUGCGCCCUGGCCCCAUGGCUGCUCGUCUUGGGGGCCACUUUUACAUUCUAAUGAACACCCAUCCCAGGGGGUAGAAUGGAGAGCAUAGGGUCAUUUUUUCAAUCAAAACCGUAGAAUGUAAUUAUAGUAAACAUUAAUAGUCCUCACAGAACUCUAGAAAUAUGGUUUAAUGGUGUCUUUUAGGCACCAGGGGAAAUUUUACUUCCUGAUAACAGCUCUUGGUUCCAGGGACCUGUUUGCAGAGCAGUCGCUUUGUUCUGCGUGUAAGCCUUUGGUAGGACUGUCGUGUUACAGUCCUCAGCACAGACUUGAUUCUCUCGACAGCAGAUCUCAAGAGGAGCGCCGGUCAUUGUUAGAUGAUGCCAAAUACGCUUGCUUCCCUAAAGAGAAGUGUCACGGCGACCACUCCUCCAGUCCUCAUUCUCUGUGUGGACGGAGUCCUAAAAACCCAGGGGACUCCUUCAGGGAAGUAGGCUCUGGCUUCAUCCCGCAAGGUGACUUCGUCACGCCCGUUAAGAAGCGCAAAGGUGUCUGGUCAGGUCCCUGAGCCCUGCGGCCUUUCCGGUCAUUGUGGGUACGGCUUUGAAAAGACACCUUUCACCGAGUGCCCCUCUGCCCUCACUGCUGGAAUGGGCAUUUUAGAGCAACAUUCUAGUCUCAGGUUUCAACCUGUAACAGUUUAAGAAGUUCAUAGCAGAUAGCAUAGGUAGCUCUUACGGACAUUUUAGAAUCUUGUUCAUUUUGGAAAACCACACACACACAAAAUAACUUCAACAACUGUUCUUCAGUCUGCAUUUGAAAACAAUAAAAUUUCUUGGUUAAAAUUUUAAAGCCAGGUUUGCUUGCAUGUCAUCUGGUAUAUUUCCAGCAAGAUUAUUGAGAAAUCUUACUUCAAGAUAACGAAAAUAAGGCAGUUCCGAGCGAUAAUUUCCUGAUAGCCAGGCCGUUGAUGCUGAGCUUUGAUUUAUCAUGUUAAGAAAUACCUAGAACUUGCCACGUAUUUCCUACAGGGAAAACGGACAUCUAGGGGCUCAACUCUCUGCGGAGGGAACACCACUGAGCAAGUCCAAGCUCCCCACAUGCAUGCAAGGACAAAUUUGCAUCUUCCUAUCAGUAUUGAACUUCUUUUUACUGGUGAACAAUAAAUACAUCUAUAUUUUUAAAA
Messenger RNA from Phyllostomus hastatus (greater spear-nosed bat), 5688 nucleotides. It is a transcript of the gene ATP6V0A2, whose product is annotated as ATPase H+ transporting V0 subunit a2. Gene Ontology annotation, molecular function: proton-transporting ATPase activity, rotational mechanism; ATPase binding. The transcript is spliced from 20 exons. Gene Ontology annotation, cellular component: vacuolar proton-transporting V-type ATPase, V0 domain; plasma membrane; vacuolar proton-transporting V-type ATPase complex. The coding region runs from base 206 to 2770 and encodes 854 amino acids. Gene Ontology annotation, biological process: proton transmembrane transport; vacuolar acidification. The record is from RefSeq and is a predicted model, not a curated record. NCBI's taxonomy places the organism in Eukaryota, Metazoa, Chordata, Mammalia, Chiroptera, Phyllostomidae.